GUCUGCUACAUUCACACUCAUGUCAGUAAACAUUUUACCGGGAAUUUAUUAACCUAUAAUUUAAAAAAAUAUAUCAUGUCUGAUAUAUUUUAUAAAUAUUUAUGAUAAACAAAAUAAAAAAAAAUGUGUGAAUUUGUGAAUGAAAAAUUUUUUACCAAUGGAUCCAGAUUUCGUUCGUGCUAUUUUACGUAGCAGUGGUAAAUUCAUAGAAACAGUUAAAAAUAAUGAAGAAUUAGAUGAAUUAGUUGAAAAAGUACCUGCUGUUGAUUCACGAACAGUUACUGCACUUUCAAAAUCUCUAGCUGAUGCUAUUUCUUAUAAAAUUUCACCUGAAGCUCAUCUUAAAUAUUCAGUUCGUCUCCAAUUAAUCGGAAUUCUUCGGGGAUGGAUUAGUCCACCCCUUGGACUGUCAAAUCAUCGGACAUUCUGUCAAAGUGAUAAAAUCCAAGAGCUUUGCAAGACCGUCAUAAAUAAAUAUUUAUUAAAAAAAAAAGUAUGCGAUGAAAAUGUAUCAGCAGAUCAAUUAAUUAUAUUAAUAAGAGCAUUAAUUAAUGUCACAAGUAUUAAUCCAGUUUAUGGCGCGUAUUUAAAACUUGUCAUUGACAAAAUAACCGAACUAGAAGUCUCAUCAAAUUACAAACUCGUUAAAUUUAUUUUGGAUAACGAAAAAGAAAUAGAAUUAGAAGCUUCCGUUAUUGAUAAAUUUUAUGUCUGUCAAUCGGAGAAAAUUAUUGAAGAACCGAUAAUUGAUUGUUUUAUUUCAAAUAUUAAUUGUCAGAGCUCGUACUCCACAACAGAUAAAUUUGAUAAGUUGAUAAACAAGACUGCGUUUUCACAAAAAAUUUUUAUAGUCAUAAGUAAUUUAUUAGGUAAACUUUUCAUACGCUUAGAAUUUUCACCAUUAGUACUAUCAUUUAUAGAAUAUAUUUUAAAUAAAAUAAUCGCGAUACGUGAUAAUGAAGAAAAUAAUUUACUAAGUUUAUAUCCGGUAGAUUUACAAUCUUAUGUUGUUCUUUUGAGAAUAGAUCCGUGUCACUGUUCAGUUAAUUCUAAAAAAUAUUUAUUGCAAUGCUUGAAAAAUAUUUUUACCGAAGAUAAAGAUAAAGUUCUAGUACUAAUUACCCACUUUCCUAAGUGGCUGAAUGAAUUAUCAUUAUUUUUAAACGAAUCGUAAAUAACUAUAGAAUAAAUAAUAAUUUAUUAUGAGGGUAAUGUAGCUGACACUUGAGAAUUUAGAAAAUAUUUUAAUAAAUAAAUAAAAUGUAAGUAGAAUAGAAAUUUAAAAAUUCGUAUUUAAAUAAUUUAAAAAUUACGCGCGCUUUUUUAAAUUUCAUUAUUUAUUUAAAAUAUGUAAAUUCUCUCAAAUCUGCUACACAGAAAAAAAGUUUUCAUUACGAGAUAAAAAAAAAAAUUUCUUAGGACGAGAAAAAUUUUUUUUUCUGCGUACAUGAGUUAUAUAUUAUAUCAGUAUCGUAAAUAUAAGAAACAAUUGUCUAAAACCAUUGAAUCUGCCUUUUAUUUCACCCAAAAAUUUUUUUUUUAAAUACAUUUAUUUAUUUUUUUUUAUUUGAAUUUAAUUUAAUUAUUAUGCAAUAACGCUCUCUCAUGUACUUAAUUAAAUGUGCAAUUACCAUAAAGAAUUAUAAUAAUAAAAGACAUGAGAAUUUACACUAAAAAUUAUUAUUUUGUUAAAUAUAUUUUUCACUUUUCAUAUUUAUUAUAUUUAUGUAAACAACAGUUCAGGCCUGUAGCUACCAUCGCCAUAAUGUAAUUACUGUAAUUUCAACCAUGUGCUAUAAUUAUUUAUUAAUUAAAUUAAAUAAAUUAUAGCGUAAUUAUUAUAAUUUAUUUUUUUUUUUUUUUUAAUAUUAUUAAAUAUUUUUAACUUUAACUCGUACUAAUGCUACAAAUUAAAUCAAUAAUAAUUUUUUUUACAUAUAUAAUAUGCAUAGAUUAAAUUAAUUAAUUAAAUUUAAUAAUAUUUCGAGUUAAUAAAUUGUAUGACGUUUAUAAUUGAACUCGUCGCAACGAGUGUAAUUUAAAAUAAAUUUUUCUUUAUUUUAAAUCGGGCAUUUAUUUUGAAUUAAUAACAUGGCAGUGAUUUGCUUCACUUGUCUACAUUCCACAUGUUCCUUGCGCAUGUAAUUAGUUUUUUUAAUCAACCCGACAUAUUUUAAUUGUUAAUCCAUUAAUCCAAAAAUUAAUUCUUACCAAACGUUCAUAUAUAUUAUAUAUAUAUAUAUUUCUUUAAAUGUAAUGACACAUUGCUGUACAGAAAUAAAGGAUUUCUUGGCGCAAGAAAUAUUUUUCAUUUUGAACCGAUGACCAAAAUUUUUUUAUACAGAAAAACAAUUUAUUGGCGCGAAAAAAUUUUUCGCGCCCUAAGAAAAUUUUCACUUACCCUCAGAAAUUUUUCAAAUUAUGAAUUAAAAAUAAAAAUUUUCUUGGGACGAGUACAAAUUUUUUACUCUAAGAAAUCCUUUUUUCUGUAUGUGCAAUUUAUUUAAUUAAAUAAUUUGACGAUUGUAUUCAAUUUAAAUAAUUAAAUAAAUUUAAUGUUGUUUUUAAAAAUUAAUAUUUAAAUAUUCAAAGAAAUAAAAAGUUGUAAGAAUUUAAUUUAUUUCAAUAAAAUAAUUUUAGACAAAAAUAAAAAAAAAGAGGAAUUUAAUUAAACGGAAAAUUUUUAUCAUAUUAAAAUUAAUUAAAAAUUCUUCUUUGCUAAUAAUGAGAAAGAUAAUAGACAAGCAAAAGAGUUAUAAAAUAAAAUGCUGUUUUUUUUUUGGAAAAUGUCUUGUGUCUUACCUACAUAACUGAGGCAAUUUAAAGUAUAUUUAAAUAUAUAUAUAAUUUUUUCAGUGAAUUUUUUUUCUAUUCAACUUAAAAACAGUAAAAUAUUUUUGUAAAGUUUUCAAGUGCCAAGAUAACAUUAUUAAUUUUUCUCUUACGUACUAGCGUUUACUAUAUCAACCAUGCAGUUGUAAAAUAUAAAUAAUAAUAAUAAUUAACUAAUUAAUUAAUUAUAAUUACUGAGAGAAAGAAAAAUGUGAUUAUGUGUAUAUUUAAUAUGAAAGUAUUGUUUAAAUAAAAUAAAUACUUUCAUAGAAUAUAUACUCACAAAAACGUACAUUUUUAUUUAAUAAUUCAAAGUAUUCCAUUAAAUUUGUAAUAUAUUUAACAUUAACUUGGAUUUUACAUAAAUUAUAUAAGAAAAAAAUGAGUGCAUAUCGACUAAAAAUUAGAAAUUUUUAAAAAACAUCAGCAAUUAAAAAAAAAAAUAUCUAUAAUAAUAAAGUAAAAAAUAAUCAGCUUGUGACUGCAAAUAUAAUUAAGGAUCAAUUCACUCAGGACUAGAAGAGUAGAAUUUAAAAAAAAAAGAAGCAGAUCACGGUAAUAUAAAUUAUACUUAAAAGUGAUUAAUUAAUUAAUUAAUUAAAGAUAACUUUGUAAUAAUAAUAAUUAUUAAUAUCUAUAAUUAGUUGAUUAAUUAAUUAAUAACAAUAAUAAAUUGUAAUAUAAUUAAUGACAAUAGAUAAUAAUUAUAAAUCGCAGAGUACUCGUGGAAUUCAUACAGCAAAAAAAGUAGGCGAUGAGACCCAACGCAUCAAUAAAUACAGUAAUUAAUAAAACUAAUUAAUUUUUUUUUAAUAAGCACGCGUGAGGUUGAAAUUACUUUUAAGGUAAAUAUUUUUUUUUUUUUUAAUUCAAUAUCAAAAAACAGUAAGUGCUUUUUUUUUAAUUAACAAUCGACGGCUCUCGUAUUUGUUUAUUUUUUUUAUUUUUGUUAAUUAUUAUUUUUUUUUUUUUAAAUUUAUAUAUAUAUAAUUUCAAUACAUGUUUCUUUUAUUAUAUUACACAUUAUUAAAUAGAUAAUUGUACACGCAGAAUUAUUUCGUUGGCGACAGUAGCAGUAAUUUUUUUUUUUUUAAGGAAUACAGUAAAGAGAAAAAUGUUUUUUUUUUUUUUAAAUUUUUUUUAUGAGAAUAAUUAAUUAAAUCCCACGCGUGUGAAAAAAGAUACUAUGUAAUAUUAUAAUAAAUUUACUUUUUAAUCAGCUAAUUUCAUUCACAUGAAGUUUUUUUUUAACGUUUAAUUAAAUUGAUUAAUAACGGAUACGGUUGUGAAUUACAACCAUUACAACAUUAUGUAAAACAGCCAACGAAACAUCGAGCAUUAAUUUCAAUAUUUUAAUUAUUAUUCAUUUACUUUUCUAAAUUUUUAUUUAUUUACCUAACGAUCGUUUCAAUUUUCGUUAUAUUUUUUUUUUUCAAAACUAAAAUGACAAUAAAUAAAGAUAAUUAAUUAAAUAUAAAUUGUAUUUAUUUAUUUUUUAAAUUGUAAUAAUUAGUGAGUCGUCACAAUAAAUUUGAAAUAUUUUUAUUUUAAUAAUUUUUUUUUUGUAUUUUUUCUAGACACGAUUCAACAUAUAGAAAGUUUAUCGUUACUUUAAAUAAAUGUUUAUUUAUUUAUUUAUAAUUUAUUAUUUAAUAAUAAUUAUUUAUCUUAAAGCUGUCUAAGAACUCGCUGCGUGGCAGGAGUGUCGUGUAUUUAUAAUUUUUCAAAUCUUUAAGAUUUGUUAUUUAUUUAAAAUAAUAAUUUUUUAUUUUAUUUAAUUAAUUAAUAUAGACUUUUUUUUUAAUAGUCAUGUGUAAAAAAAAAUUCGUUACAAAAACGUUUCUGGCUGAACUUUCAAAAUUGAAAACUCUGAACUUUGAGUUGAAAAUUUUUGAAACUUUAAAAUAAUUAGAAGUGUGAAAAAUUUUCUACUAGUCUGUACUUUUUUUUUCUUUUACUGUAAAUUUUUUAAGAAAAAAUAAUUUGAAUUAUAAAAUUUUGAGUUUAUAGUUAAUUCCAAUGCUUCAUUUUUUUGACUAUUUUUGAAGAAUUCAAAAAAAAACAGAGCUUCUUGAGAAGUUCUAAUAAAAGCCACAAAAUUUUUUUUUUGCCUCAUACGUGAAUAAUUUUGGUAAGAGUCAAAAACUUCUACAAGUCUUAAUGAUUUUCUUUUUAAUUUCAAUGUUCAUCAAACCCAAAAAAUUAUUUUAACUCAAAAAAUAAAAAAAAUGCAUAAGAAAAGUCUACAUCACUUGAAAAUUUUUUCAAAGUUCCAAAAAUCCUCAAAUUAAAAUUAAGAAUUUUCUCAAUUUUAUAAGUUCACUCAUGAAAGUUUUUGGCGCGAAUUUUUUUAUCCACAUGUCGAGUCUGAUUUACGCAGUAAACUUUCUUAAGCCCUUUUUAUUUUAUUAAAAUUAACAUUAAAGGUACGUCUGUAGUAAUUUACCCGUGUGCUAGUACGUGUUACAAUUAUACUCGCGUACAUUUAUACUGUUAAUAAUAAAUAUAUAUAACAGGGCUAAACAUAAGUGUAGGUACGUAUAUUCUAGACGCAAUUACGUGUAAUUGUGUAAUAAUAAUAAUUAAUAAUUAUCGUGUAAUCAGCGAGAUCCCUAGACCGCGUGUGUGUGUAAUUGUGUGUCGCUCGGUGUUUUUUUUCUUUGUAAAUUAAUUAAUUAAUUGUUAUUUUUUUAAUUCAUUUAUCAUUUAUUAUUAGUAAUAACAUAUAUAUAUUUAUAUUUAUAUAUUUAUAUACCUUAAAUAUUUACUACUUGUUGAUGUUUUAUUUUCUUUUAUUUUUGUAAUUUAUAUAGAUCACAAUGUGUCAUACCAUCUGCGCCAGUAAACAAUUUUUUCAUAUUUAUUAUCUCUAUACCAUUUUUUAAUAUCUCGCGUUAUUUAUCCUUACAUAUUUCCUUUCUAUUUUAUAACUCUCGAGCGUCUCUCGGCUUUAUUAUAUAUUUUAUUUUUCCAUAUAUUUUUUUAUUAUUUUGAAUAUAUUUUUAUUUUGAUCCAAUUAUUAUAUUUAUAUUUAUUUAUUUAAAAUGUAGAGCCGGGAAUGUAAAAUAAAACCCGGGUUAUUUAUUUUAUAUUUAUAUAUAUAUAUAAUAGCUGGAAAUUUUAAUAGAUAAGAGAUAAUGAGCUGGAUUAUUCUUAAAAACAAAUAAACAGGCUCAUUUAUUAAUUUAUAAUUAUUAUUAUUCGUUAAUAUAGGACAUUUAUUUAAUUAUUUUGUUUGUUUGUUCAGAGCCCGGAAGGAAUAAUUUUAAAUUCCACUUUUUUUUAUAUAUAUAUUUAUAAUUAUUUUUGUUCUCGUAAAGCCUAUACACGCGUAAUUAAACUUUUAUUUUAUUUUUUUCUACUGAGAUUUAAUAAUUAUUGAAUAACUAUAUAUACUAGAUAAAUUCAGACCAGCCGAAAUUGUUGAUUUAGAAAAAAAAUAAUUUUUAAAAUUGAAUAUCUAAUUGGAAUAGGCAAUAUAAUUGAACAUCACUAAAAUAUAAAUAAUUUCAUUUUUUUUUUAUCGUCUGUUUUUUUUUUUUUUAAUUAUAAUAAUAAUUAAUAUUUAUCUUGAUUUUAUUUAAAGUGACACGAGGUGUUGAGACGCAUGACUCUAGGUCUGUCUCAUUAAUUAAAUAGCACUUUUUUUUUCUUUACUUUUUUUUUUUUAAUUAUGCAUUACAAUCACCUCUAGCUAUUCAAUAUAAUGAUUAUAUUCCGCACCAGCGCGAAAUACAGUAACGCGUUAUUCCAUUUUAAAUAGAAGAUAAACGCAAAUACAUAUUUAUUAUAAUUAUUAUUUUUUUUUUCAAUUGUAUUAUUGAAAUUGAUAUUAGCACAGCGUUGCAGAAUGAAAGCGUAUCAAGAUUCACGGGCUUGGGAAAUAAACUCGAACUCGUGUGUGUUAAAUGUGUAACACAUAUAUGUAUAUAUAAAUAUAUACUUCACGAUCUAAAUAUAUUAUUUAUUAUGCAUUAUAACUCGUGUGUUUUAAUGUAUCUUGCCAUUAUCAUUAUUUCCCUACGUCGCUUCCUACGCCAACAAAAAAGGACCCAAUUGACUGCACAUUUUAUAACUGUUUUUUUUUUAUAAUUAAAUUUAAAUAUUUAUUCAUCAUUUUUAAACACUCAAUAAUUUUUUAUAUUUAAUUAUUUGUGCAGGCGGUUGAGUCCCAUGGACACUGGCAUUUUAUUACAAUUAUACAGACAUAUUUAUAUAUAUUUAGAAUUUCUAUAUAAAUAUCUAUUAUGCAUUUUGUAUAUUACAUGCCUAAGAUGCAGUGAUAUUUUUUUUUAAUCGGCCGUCGCUCAAUUAUAAUUAAUUACGCGAACUGCGUAAUUUAAAUUUCAUAUAUCUAGUACUGGAUACAUUUUAUAUUACUCAAAAUAUUUUAAAUUAAUUUAAUUUUUUUGUAUCCAAUACAA
Messenger RNA from Microplitis demolitor, 7256 nucleotides. RefSeq lists its product as uncharacterized. The record is from RefSeq and is a predicted model, not a curated record. Lineage: Eukaryota; Metazoa; Arthropoda; Insecta; Hymenoptera; Braconidae. The transcript is spliced from 2 exons. Bases 140 to 1174 code for a protein of 344 amino acids.